This is a messenger RNA of Anopheles funestus (African malaria mosquito), 6350 nucleotides long. RefSeq lists its product as uncharacterized. The record is from RefSeq and is a predicted model, not a curated record. Gene Ontology annotation, biological process: synaptic vesicle endocytosis; neuron cell-cell adhesion; chemical synaptic transmission. Gene Ontology annotation, molecular function: signaling receptor activity; neurexin family protein binding. Bases 1613 to 5746 code for a protein of 1377 amino acids. Gene Ontology annotation, cellular component: synapse; postsynaptic membrane; cell surface. The transcript is spliced from 8 exons. Lineage: Eukaryota; Metazoa; Arthropoda; Insecta; Diptera; Culicidae.
AGCAACACGUUCGAAUGCAUCUUUCCGGUUGUGGUAUGUGUGGCUGAAGUGUGGUGACGAAUUCACAAACCGCUGGGUGUGUAGUGUGCUGAUCGGGGUAUCUAUGAAUUGUUGUGUUUGCAAUGUGGCUUUUGUUACGGUCAGGGAAGAAAAGGGUUUAAGUGUGCACUUUUGAAAUAUUCAAACUUCAGUCUGAUAUUUAAGUUUUGUAUGGAAGCGUUUGCGCCAGUGCCAGUUAACAGAUCACGAGGGUCAAAGGACAUCAAGAUAGAAAGAACUACAUUUAAGUAAAGCUAAAGGUGACGGUAACGAAGUUCAGUCACCUGGCUGAAAUGGGGAUCGCAUCGCCUACUAUGUGCGCCCUGAAGUUAAAAUCGUGUUUUUGGGUGGUAUUCAAUGCGUCCCACGAGGGAAAGAAAUGUCGCGCAACGCAUAACGACGGCAAGUAAACCGGAGCGCAUGAAGAAAACAAUCUUGGCGGCUUCUUCCUCUCGAGCGUUUUAUAAAUAACGCCACGCUCAGUGCUGCUUCCUAGCCCAUCUUUGCCGUGUGUUCUUUUGAGGAAAAAGUGCUGCUUUACACUGGCGUGCGCACGUUAAGCUGAGCACAGGCAUUAACCACGCAGCUGGCAGGCAGAGCCUGUCGCUGGUUUAGAUCCGCCCUUCCGCCUUACCCGGGUGGACACGCACACGUGACACUGUGUGUAUGCGUGUGUUGGGUACUUUAUUUUGUGUGUUUUCGCUCUCCCUCACUUCCUCGUACCCGUUCGAACGAUUCAAACUGAAACUGGUGAACGCGCGUUACUGUUUCGGUUGCGCUAAAUUUAUAAAGUGUCACGACGUGCGUUCGUUCCAUACACGGUACGAUCGUGAAAUUUCAGCCCGAGGUGCCUGCUAGGGACGGGGUGCGGUAGGAUGCGAGCUGAUCAAAUCGAAUGGGGAAAAGGGAAAGUGGCAGCAAGACGUGAUGUGGCAAGUCAUGCAAUUUACGUUCGAGAAAGAACACAUCACGGUGCGAUGACGGCGAUGACACUAGGAAGUAGAUUUAGGAAAGGAAUCCCGAAGACGUAGAAUUUCUUGCGCAAACGAUACCAAACUGGGUGCGGGCGAAGAUUUGAUUUCGAACCGAAGACGAUCACGGCAAAACUAAGCCAUAUGAGCUGUACAAAUACGAACCAUGCUUUAAGGUUUACGAUGCAGUUCCGAGUGCUACAGGCAUAGCUAAAAAGUGAAAUUUACGGUGCAGUGUGAUCAAGCGAACGUAACAGUUACCCAUUAAUUGUGUGAAGCUCCAUUGAAGUUCUUUGUAAAAUUGUGCGAACAACAUCAAAAGGAAAGCGAAAGGUAGACAAAAGAGUGCGUGACAAAUUGUGCGACAGAGUUGUGAGUGACUGAUUGAAAAAAAUAUUAAAAAAAAGCAAAUUCUCGAUCAUACAUUUUCUGGGAUGGUGCAUGCGUGUUUAAUCAUCAGUUUUCCUGAAAAUAGUAUCAAUGCAAUAUUUCUUCGAAAACAAGUGAUUAAAAGUGGUGAAUAGUUCGGUUGGUCGUUUUGAAUUACGGUGCACCUGUACAAUUUUUAAUUGAUGUGAGCAUUUUUAAAAAUAUAAAACAAAAUGACGAGCUUACGAAUGCUCAUAGUGCUUCUAGUUGCGGCCCUCUCGGUAAGACGCGGGUUCUCGCAAGUCGAAACAAUACUUGACAGCAGCGAGUACGAUGAUUUGGGCCUACCUACCGCAACAGAGCGUAAGCCCCAGAUUGCUGGUUUCCUCUCAAAUGAUGGUACCGACCUCUACCCAUCGAUAUCGAUGUCUAACGAUGGUCCAUCGGUAGCGUACCAGCAACGUCCGUCGAUCUCAAACUAUGGAAACAAUCCUUUCAUAGCCCGUGCGGAACAGUACCGAAAAGCUCACAACGUAGGCUUACGGCCUCAACCCAUUACCUCACAUCAGCAGCAUCAGCAGCAGCAACAGCAACAGCAAGGAUAUGAUCCACGGGACGGUACACCGUACACAAGGGAUAUUGCCGUCAAACAAGGUAUAUUGCGUGGUUUCGUGCGCGUAAUGCAUCCACAGUCGGGGUUGAAAAAUGUCGACCAAUUUCUCGGCAUUCCGUACGCUGAGGCACCGGUCGGUUCGAGACGCUUUAUGCCACCGAGCGCCCCGAUCCCAUGGAAUGGAUUAAAGAUGGCAACGAAACUGUCACCGGUCUGUCCACAGAAUCUGCCCAGCCUGAACAAUGCGAACAAUAACUAUUCGAAGGGACGGUACGAUCAGAUCAAACGGUUGCUUCCCUACCUAAAGGUGGAAAGUGAAGAUUGUCUCUAUCUCAACCUAUACGUACCAAGUUAUGAUGGUAUCGGACCACAGACUAAGUAUCCCGUCAUCGUGUACAUCCAUGGUGAAUCGUACGAGUGGAACAGCGGUAACCCAUAUGAUGGGUCCAUCCUGGCCAGCUACGGUCAGGUGAUAGUGGUAACGCUCAACUUCCGACUGGGCAUUCUUGGUUUCAUGAAACCCGGCAUCAGCGAUCAUACGACCAGCAACUUCGGGCUGCUAGACCAGAUAGCGGCCCUCCAGUGGAUCAAGGAAAACAUUGGUGCGUUCGGCGGGGACGCCAAGUUGGUGACGGUCAUGGGCCAGGGUACGGGUGCGGCCUGCGUCAACUUUCUGAUGGUUUCGCCGGUAGCGAAGGGAUUGUUUCAUCGCGCUAUCCUGAUGUCGGGAUCGGCCCUGUCCGACUGGGCACUGACGCAGCACCCGUUGCAGUCAACGAUGCAGGUUCUGCAGGGUUUGAACUGUCCGCUGAACGGGGAAAAUGACGAGGUGACGGCUUGUUUGCGCCGCAAGCGCUACAGCGAAAUACUCGGCGUUAAAACGGCAUCGCCUCAGUUUUCGACCCGGUUUGGGCCGAUCGUCGAUGGGCUGGUCAUACCCAAUAUGCCACACAAAGUCAUGGGCCAGUACAGUGACAUUUUUAGUGGAUACGAUCUGCUGUAUGGUAUGACCGAGCUGGAAUCCUAUCACAUCCUGAAUGCGGUCGCGCUCACGUACGGCCUGCUGGAAAACGAACGAGACAAUUUAUUGCGAUUUUACAUGCAAAAUCGCUUCGAAAUACGUCCCGAUCUGGCCCUCGCUGCUACACUGCGCGAGUACACCGACAUCUACACGGAUCCGAACAAGGCACUGGCCGACGAGCAUCGGGACAACUUGCUGGAGAUACUGUCCGAUGCGCGCGUCGCUGCCCCGAUGGUCCAGACCGGGCUGUAUCUGUCGAAGGUCAACCCCAAAUGCUACAUGUACGUGUUUGGUCACAAUAGCGAAGCGGGCGAGUACGGACGGCUAUCACAAAGUGUGGUCGGCGAGGAUCUGGCGUACGUGUUUGGUGCACCGCUCGGGCAGGUGGGCCCAUUCCAGCAUCAUUAUAAUGCACGCGAGCGACUGUUUUCCGAGGCGGUCAUGAAGUAUUUUAGCAACUUUGCCAAAACUGGCAACCCGAAAGCCCCUUGGAAGGAUCUAUUUUUGAAUCUCAACCCGGAAGAUUGGUCGUACUACGAUGUUGACUGGCCGGAAUACAACAGCAUCAACCAGAGCUAUCUGCACAUGGGCAUAACGCCGGUCGUGGGCCAUCGGUACCGGCAGAAGUACAUGAAGUUCUGGAACGAAGAGCUCCCGGAAGAGUUGAAGAAAAUUACCAGCUCGAAGGCGUACGCUCCGUACUCGGAUUUCUUCAGCCCGCCGGGUGCUGGCAAGGGCGCCGUUAAUGUGGGUAUGGGCCGGAUUCGAAGUGGCACUACACCGCAUCCCGAUUAUCCUACCGGUCACAUCAAUCUGUACCCGAUCCACGUGGACAUCGAGCGUCCGACGGAGGACCCGUUUAAGGAGCUGCUGUAUCAAAUGAAGGACCCCCUGGGUGGGCCCGGUAUGUACAAUGCUCCCGCCACGUCCUCUGCCGCUGCCAUUCCGGACAAGGGAGCAAGUCCGGCUCAGCUGGCAGCCGGUCUGGACCAUCCGAAGCACCAAAAGCAUCUGAAACAAACUCACCAGUCCGCGAAGGAUCCCUUCGGUGCGCCCGGUGAGACGGAACUGGACGGAAGCACGACGGAAAUCAUGAAAAGUGAAUCGACGUUAACUAUUCUGAUAGCGGUUGCCAUCGUGUUUCUGCUGUUUAACAUCGUCGCCAUUGUGGGGUAUCUCGUUCGACGCCAUCUUGGCAAGGGUGAUGGAGCGGGUGGUGGUGGUGGCGGCCGUAAGGCGAAACGAAAGUACGAUGAUACGAUGCUGGAGAGUGCGGCCGCGGUCGUGGUGUCUGGUGUGAGUCUUGGCGAAAAGGAGGACGGAUGCAAUCAGCUGCACGCACAUCACCAUCAUCAUCUGCAUCACGGUUCGUACCUGCUGGAUGAGGCAGCAACGAUGAUGCUAAGAAAAUCCAACUCGUACGAACCGGUAGCAAAGCAACCGUUCGGGGACGAUGUCCACGGGCCGGUUUCGAUCGGUGUCGAUGCGGUCGAUUCGCACACGAAAGUGUGCGAUUGGAUGGUCGCAUCGGCAGGGUGUAGAAUACCUCCGGUUGUACCACCGCACAAGAUCAGCGUUGCCAUUGAUGCUACCCCGCAGGCUCGUGGCAACAGUGUGCUACGGCAGGAACCGAUAGAGAUAACGAAAGCAAAAUCAUUUGACUAUGGAACGACUGACGAAGUGGACUGUGUUGUGAGAGGAUGCCCAGGGGAUGAGCCGGUUAGGGAAGCUGACUCGAGCGGAACUGGCAGCAGUUCUUCCGGGACUACGUCAUCCUGCUCUAGUUCCGCGGCCACUGAUGAGCUGAAACAUAUGAUUCCUGCUGGAGGAGGAAUUUAUUACAACUGUCCCGAUUAUACGCUGAGACGGUUCGGUGCGGCUGAAGGUGGUGAAGAAGAGGUAACAAGCUUCAUUGAGCCGGAGAUCCCGGCAGAUAUAAACGUAACGUCACGUGAUGAAAGUGCCGAAAAGGAUCCACUUUCGCCCGAAGAAGCGCUUCGAGUGAUACAGAGGAGGAAUUUCCCCAAAGUCUUACCGGAUCAUCCACGGUCCGGCGGGGUUGGAGGAACGACAGUCGGCACCUCCAUGAAACGACGUUCGCUGCCGCCCCAAUCGUUGUACGGUCCACUACCUCACGGUAGCCAUAGUUUGCGGCGAGAUGCGGCAGGCGGUGGUCGGUUAAUUCCCGCACCGCCACCACGCAUCUGUUCCACACUCGGGCGACCGGCAGCCGUACGGCAGGCGCGAACAAGCCACAACUUCAUCAGCUCACCUCCGAUAGUGGCGGAAGAGCCACCGGUAGAGGAGGAACCACCGAUCGCACUGAACACGCUGCACGUGGGUCCACUGUUACCUACACACCAGGAGAGCACCUACAUGACAAUGUCACGACAGAAUUCGGUAGGUUCGGAGUGUGAUCCAAACUCGCCCGAACAGGGCGCCGAUGACGUGGAGGAGCAACCACCGGUCGACAUUAUUUGUAUAGAGCAUAAGCCGGAAAACCACUACAGUUAUGUGCGGCCUGUUGGUUUAAUGCGAACACCAUCAUCCUUUAAAUGUUACGAUACACCUCGAACGGGUAGUGCGGAAACGCGUAGUGCGGGCGAUAGAGAAACGUUACCGUCUGCACAAAACGAUGGAGACGCCCAGUUACCCGUACGGGAUAAGUUUAGUUCCGAUUCUUCAGCUACCGACACGACAUCCGGAAGUACCGGCACGAUAAAGAAACUGUAAAUAGCAAAAUAAGACAAUGCGGGGCAUGACACUUUCACAGUGUUUCACUGCUUUCGUUUGACUAAUGGGAAGGAUAUUGAUUUGUGCGCUUUGUAGGAAGCGCUCUGUUUGCAACACUAGGGCAAACGGUUUUGUCAUGCACUUGAAGCAUGAAGUAUUUAUUCUUAGGAUCACGUUCACUUGCAAUAUCUUCCGGAUGGGCACACAAAACCGUCGUUGGGUUUCUUGUCGGGAACAAACAACCAAACCUUUACACAUGUAUUUGACCGUUCGCGCGAAUAAACGGCGCGGUUUAGUUAGCCCAAGUUCCAGGACAGGAUUUUCCAACCAUUCGAAACGACAGACAUACACACACACAUGAAGAUUCCAUAUAUUGAUUACAUUAAUCCGGUAAACUAACGCAGAAUGCGGCUGGCAUCGCACCGACGUUGAUCGAUUUGCUUUGCCAGCACCGUACCGUUGGUGUUUGACUAUUUAUUUACGUUUAUUUGUACAAAUAAAGUAACACGCAUAACAAACACACUGUUUUAGUUGGUAAGUAACGUUUAGGGACGGACCGCAGAUAGAUGCAGCACGUGGAAAUAAAAUAAUUUUCAUAGAAAUA